Molecule: messenger RNA, 1199 nt
Organism: Colletotrichum destructivum
Lineage: Eukaryota; Fungi; Ascomycota; Sordariomycetes; Glomerellales; Glomerellaceae
Exons: 2
Coding region: 221-640 (139 amino acids)
Source: RefSeq, a predicted model, not a curated record
CUGCCCGUCAAAGGGAGGAGGGUGUUAAGUGAACAAUCAUGAUUUCCCAUCGUCCCGAAGUAGCAGCCAUUGCAAGUUUGCAAAGACGAUCGCAGCAAAAAGAUCGGCAAAGCGUGAUCCAACCGUCACACAGACCGACCACCUAGGCAGGCAAACAAAGGCCUACUACACCUGGACACUGUAUACGGAUACACCCAGGUACAUUCCCGAUACCGAUAUCAUGGCUGCCGUUCCCCGGGACCUUCGAGACGCGGAUGGCGUGCGGAGGAGAGAGUCAUCGCCGCGGCCUGAUCGCCGACGGCGGCCAAGACUGUUGAGAGCUAGCGCGACUGAGCCGACCAUCACGACAACUUCCAAUGCCAGCCGUGGCGCUAUAUCGAGCCCGCAACCGUCCCAGAGAGCGACCGAACUGCUCAAUCGGGUGGCCGUCUACUCGGGGCACCCUCCCGAAUACUCACCGACCUCGGGCGCCGCACCGCCAAUGGCCUCGCUCAGCGUCGAAGAUGUAACUGUUCCAGCAACAAAUCGUUCACAGGGUCAUCGGGAGCACCAUCCUUAUUCAAACGGCUACUUCAGCUUUCCCAAUUUUGAUGCUUGGGACGGAGAGCGGCGCAGUGACGACAAAGAAGAGGAUGCCUGAAUUGUAUCGGAUCGAAGGAGGACGAUGCGAGGAGUCAUCCCGACGAGCAUGGAUGCAUAAUCGAAGGGGGCGACGUAACAGAGCCGCCAAAGAGGCUAUGCUACCUAUCUAGCACGCCAGCGCGGACAAGGUCAAGUUGCGCGUCAGAGAACGAAAAUGCUCCGUCAUAUGAAUGAGUGCUGGUCAGCACCGAGCAAAGUGGGCUCGAUACAGGGACGGCACCGACCGGAAACACAGUACGAAGGGUUGCUUUUAGAACCCCAUUCUCGGGCAACCUGAGAAAAUGGUUUAUGCGGGAUUGGCGUUGAUUCGGGAUGACUAGGUAAAUUAUGGACGACACGCAUAUCACCAUAAAGGUGAAUACUCCGAUCAGGAAGAGCGUGGGAAAUUAAGUCUUCAGUCGGCGUCCUAUGAUGGACUAUUAUGGCCGUGUACGAAUUCGGAAUGGAAUACCCCGUGUGUAACCUUGAAAGCAUUCCAAGAGAUACAUAUAAAUUAUGUAAAAUGUCGGACGAGGCCAAUCGAGCUGGCGAAAUGAAAUGCUGACUGGCAAUAAAUU